Molecule: messenger RNA, 1850 nt
Organism: Papaver somniferum (opium poppy)
Lineage: Eukaryota; Viridiplantae; Streptophyta; Magnoliopsida; Ranunculales; Papaveraceae
Product: small ribosomal subunit biogenesis GTPase RsgA 1, mitochondrial-like
Exons: 5
Coding region: 165-1592 (475 amino acids)
Molecular function (GO): GTP binding; GTPase activity
Source: RefSeq, a predicted model, not a curated record
UCGAAGAGGGAAAACUUAUGCGGGAAUAUCAGCAAGAAGUAUCUCAUUCCAAGAUAAGACAUUUAUGAAAACUGAAAAGCUCUCUUGGCUCUUGCUAGUAGCAGAGAAAACCCUAGAAAACUUGAAUUCAACUUUCUAAUGUUCAAUUGCACAAACCCUAAAAAAUGUCAACCUCAAUCAUUCCAACAACAGCAAAAUCCUCAUCAUCAUUACCAACAAUCUGCAACAAAAAUGUCUUCUUUAACAACUCAUUUCAUAUUAGAAACUUCAACAAAUUAUCCACAAAAUUCCGUGUAAUUUCAAUGGCAGCAGCUCGUCAGGAUGUACAUCAAAGGAGGACACAACUGAAUAAGAAUUUACUCAAAGCAAAAGAUUCAGUAAAAGAACUUAAUCAAUCAUCUCUAUCCCCGGUUCUGGAUAAUAAUGUUAUUCCCCAGUUGUUGCAAAAUCAAGCUGUGGGUAUGGUUGCAUCAGCCCAAGCUAAUUUCAUGAGAGUAGUGGUUCAGUCAAUUAAGGAAGUUAAAGAAGAGGAGGAAGGUAAAAUUGGGGUGGAAUUAUUAUGUGUUGUGAAAGCGGUUCUGAAGAAAAUUAAGAGAAGGGUUUUAGUAGGUGAUAAGGUUUUAGUUGGAGGUAUUGAUUGGAAUGAUAAAAGAGGAAUGAUUGAGAAUGUUUAUCAAAGGGAUUCAGAGAUUAUGGACCCGCCUGUUGCUAAUGUUGAUCAUUUAUUGGUUUUGUUUUCCUUAGAACAACCUAAGAUUGAAGCAUUUGCACUUACUAGGUUCUUGAUUGAAGCUGAAUCUACUGGAAUUCCUCUUACUUUAGCUUUAAACAAGUGUGAACUUGUGGACGAAAAGACACGGUUAGAAUGGGAAUCAAGGCUUCGUGGAUGGGGAUAUGAACCAGUCUUUUGCAGUGUGGAUACCAGAAAUGGAUUGGACUCCCUGUAUUUCAUCUUGAGAGACCAAACAACUGUGCUUGUAGGUCCAAGUGGUGUUGGAAAGUCUAGCCUUAUUAAUGUGUUGAGAAGCAGUCAACAAGUUUCUGAUAUUUCAGAAGGAGAUAACCAGUCUGUAAAUAUUGAAGGUAGCAAGUGGUUGGAAGAUCAACGAGUUGGUGUGGUUUCAGUUAAAAGUGGUAGAGGAAAGCAUACAACACGACACGUUUCAUUACUUCCAAUAUCCGGGGGUGGAUAUCUUGCUGAUACACCAGGGUUCAGUCAGCCUACACUGCUGAAAGCAACAAAAGUAUCGCUUCCGCAAUUAUUCCCCGAGAUUAGAAAGAUGAUUGAGGAUAGUGGCCCUACAACAUGCUCAUUCAAUGACUGUCUGCAUGUCGGUGAGCCGGGAUGUGUGGUGACAGCAGACUGGGAAAGAUAUCCCUACUAUCUUCAAUUGCUUGAUGAAAUAAAAACUAGAGAAGAGUUCCAGAAAAGAACAAUAGGAACCAAAAGAGAAAGCGAUGUAAGGUACAAAGUGGGGGAGAUGGGUGUUAUACAAGUGGAACCUCGCCUUCAGCUCAAAAAGCAUAGGAGGCAAUCCCGGAAGCGGACAAAUCAAUCAUUCCUAAAUGAAUUGGAUGACGAUGAUCACUGAACAUUUGAAGGGUGUUGAGGAAAGUAUCCAAGUAAGCUGAUAUGAACGCAAGUAGUUAGUCUAGAGAACUAUUUGGUACACCCAUGUUGUUUUACAUAGAUACGUAGAAUGUAAAUAACGAGCUGUCUUCACAUGUUGAUAAAAUCUAACGGUUUGAGACAUUCACUCCCAAGUCUCAUAGCAGGCUGAUGUAUCUGGAUUGUAAACAAAAUGUCUUAACAAGAGAAACUAUAUGGGAGCGUUGGUGUUACCAUACAA